Messenger RNA from Paramecium primaurelia, 715 nucleotides. Lineage: Eukaryota; Ciliophora; Oligohymenophorea; Peniculida; Parameciidae. The record is from the annotation of a GenBank genome assembly.
AAAAGUUAAAUAAAUGAGAUUUCUCAUGCAAUUCACACUCAACAAACUUCAAGUAAUCCAAAAGAACUAAGACCUUUUGAUCCAUCUCCAGCUAGACCUAAAUCACGUAUAUAAAUUGAUAAUCAAGGUAAGAAUCAUUCUUAAAUGUAGGAUUGUCAAAUCAUGAAAUAUAAUAAUUAUCUGAGUAGUAAUAAAUAUAAAAGAGUAAAGAAACUUAAAUAGAAUUAAAGAGAUUAGCAAGAUCAAAAGCAUUGUAGAAAACAGUUGAAGCAUGUUCAUGCAAAUCAUAAAAUAUAUUAUAGAAUAGUUAAGAUGAGGAAAUAUUAUUGAAUGAAUCUUAAUAAAAUCCAUUCUAUUAAUCAUAUUAAAAAGGACCAAGAAAAAGUUAGAUUUAAUAAUACUUAGAGAAGAUGUUGAAGAAUGUAGAAUGUAAUAAUUUAUAUACAUAGAUUUAGAAAAACAAGUGAUUAUCAAAAAAGAUAAUAAUUUUAAACCAUUAAAUAUUUUAAAUGAAGAAAUAAAUAAAUCAAAAAUUAAAUUUCAUUUCCGAUCAAAUUCUUAAUUGUCUUUGACUAAUUAUUAGUCUUAAUUUGUACCAUAUUAUGAAUAAAUAAGAACUACAACUAAUAGUUCUUAUUAUAAUAAUAAAAAGGAUUGUCUUAAAUUGAUAGAUCUUAUGAAAAACAAGAAUAAAUUUAUUAAAAUAAAGAAAUGA